CCUUUUAAGUAGCAAGGAAAACGCGGGAAUUGAUGAAAUGGCGACAUUGAAAACAAAUUUUUAUGAUGGUGCAUUUGAUCUGCAAUAAACGACAAUUUCAUUUUACCUUUGAAGUGCUGUUGUCUGUGGUCAGUUGUUGUUCUGUGGUUGUGAUAUGCCCUGAGAAAAAUGAUUGCAGAAAAAGAGAUUCUAAAACAACUUGAUUAUUCAUCAAGUGAAGAAGAGUUCAUUGAGUAUGAUGACUCAAAAGAAAAUUCUGCUAACCUGAACUUGAGGAAAUCAAAAAUAGGCCAGUUUCAAAGCAAAGCAACAUCAAACAAAAGAAAAUCAAAGAGAAGUACUCACAAGGAUAGAAAGAAGAUUGAGGAGAAAAAGGAUGUGAUGAGCAACCACAGAGCUUCAAGGACUGUUAUCGAUACUGCUGCGUCAAGAGAUUUGAAAAAUCCACCAGUUCCUAAAACCGGAUACAUCACAAGUGGAAGACUUACGACUGGAAUAAGAGGCAUUUUCGGAAACUCAAAGUCAUCAAAUUUGGUCAAAAGAAGAGGCAAGAUAUCCAAUAUUGAUAUAAGCAGACGUAAGAUUCCUGAAGAAGUCAGAGACCGAGUCAAUCAGAACCUAGAACGAAUACUGAAGAAUGCAUCUUUUGAUAUUCAGAAAUCUGCCGCUGAACAUAGUACCCAUGGCUUGCUGUCAGAUGAGGAAGACAGGCAACCACCUGUCCUGGCUGAAAACAGAGCAGCGCAAAAACGGCCAAGCAGGGUGUGCAAUCCAAGAAAAAGUAAUGGAUCUACCUCGGCCUGUUCAUCGUCGACGUCUGGACAUUCAGUUAUCACACCACCAUCGCAACUUUCAAGUGAGAUCCCAUACAAAGAAAUCAGCAGGCGCCUCAAAGAGCCCUUGAAGAUUUCACAUCUUUUCCCCGGAAAAUCGUAUUUGGAGGAAAUACGGGAAGAAAUUGUCAAAUGCUUCAAGCAAAAGGUGUCAAUUCUCCAUGAUGAGGAAAAAGCAUCAGCUCAGAAAACAACACCGGUUUCAAGGCAACAAAAUAUUAGUCUAACGAGCGUUACAAAGCAAAGGUUUCACGACUUGUCAAGCACAAGAACUUGUGAUCAACUUGACAAGAGUUCGAACGAGGCUCAGGUCAUCAUACCUUCAGAAAGAGCCAUUACAGAAGCUAAUACUGCAAUGGAGCGCUCUGCUCUUAAAGGCCUUACGAACGUCGUCCCUUCCACUGAUGCUGGAAAUACACUACCUUUUUGUGGCAUUGAAAACACUGACCGUCAUCUUUCUCUGCCAUUCAACGAGAUCCAGGCAGCCGAUGGACCUGUUUUCUCCGGGCAGGGAUUCACAAUACUCACAACAGUGACUCAUCCAACUAAACAUACCUUAUGCACUUUCAACAAUCCUCAAAAUUUCGUCUUACAAGAGCAUGCUAGACCUUCGUCAACAAAUCCCACAUCUCACAUCAGCAAUAUACCCCAGCAGCAACAACCACUUCUGCAUGAUUCAGGAACAUAUUCAUCAGAAUCAACUGCACGUGACUACAAACGGAGCAGCAGCAGCAACACUAACAUGAGGCGAAUCGAAGACUCUCAAAGUCCUUUUAUGCCUGGUUUUAACAAUGGAUUCCUCCCUCGUCGCCGAGGUAGCAGAGACAGUCGUAAAAGUUUUCCUUUCAUUGACUGCAACCAACUCCUUGAUCACGACUAUGCGCACCAUUCAAGUACUUUAGAUAUCCUGCACUAUGCAGGGACUGUUGAUAAUGACAUGCUUAUGACAAGUGCUAUAGAAGAAGAUGAUCACAACAGUUGUUCAAAGGCUCACGUUUAUGUACCAACUUUGAAAAAACCUUGCUUAGACACUCCUUCGCCGCCGAUCCAGUUUUACCGGAGAAAAAUGUUCUAAUAUGAUUUUAGCUUCUUUGAAUUUUAUUAACAGAAUUAUCAAAGUUAAUAAUAGAUUCUCAAUAAUUGUGAAUUAUUUAUUUAGAGAUGUAUAUUCAAAAAUCAAGGCAAUUGAUCUUAAAGAGAAAUGUAUGAGGUUAAACUCAAGACUCGUAUAAAAGAUGAAGGAAUCCCUUACCAAUGGACCAAAGCCUUCACUUCUUUGCCCGUAUGUCUAAUGCUGUUUUGCAUCCCUUUUUUCCGUUACUGUUAACGACAUCAUCAUCCGUUACUUAUUGCCCCACUGGAAGGAAAAUAACUUUGCAAAAUUUCAUUUCUCAGGAUGAGUUUUAAAAUUUCGUGAUAAACCAAAGAUGGCUCAGUUUUGAUUUGACACUCCAAUGAACAUUAAGUGAAUUGAAAAGUUAGGGCUGAGACCCCCUUGCUAAAAUUCAGAGAGAUUUUGCUGGCUCAGCCCUAGUCCCUAACACGCCAGGAUAUGUUUGAUUAGGCAGAUCCUUAUUUUUCAACUUUAACUAACCCUCUAUUAUACUAGUAAAUGUUCUAUGACUGAGCCAUUUCUAUCAGCCUUUUAGUAUCUUUGAACAGUCACAAUGUUUUUUCAUACACAACAGAGAAUCUUUAACAAAAAUGCUCGAAUAAAGAGUAUGACUGUGAUUUUGAGUGUUGCUUGUGGAAGAUACCUACAACACAGGUCCCCUCCUAAAUUUUUAGGACGGCGCCCUGUAAAAAGUUGCUCGAAGAGUCAAAGAUUGCAUGAAUCUGAAGCAACAAUACUUAAAAACAGUAACUUUCUAGUUUUCCUACACCAUAGUUUUUCCACUGACUUUCUUGUGUUAUCUUCAUAACAUUUAGUUUGUUGAAUUUCCGUCAUGUAGAACAGAUCGCAGUUAUUUUUGUUAGAUUAUACACGACACGCGAUAAUAAACGUGUAAAUUGCAUAUAGAUUACAUAACAAAUAUCAUAUCUGGAGGUAGGCUGGCUAUUCGUAAUGGAAAGAGAAAUAUUAAGAUGACAAUUCCUUUCUAUAACUUAUCAUUUCCUAAAAUGUUUAACUCAUUAGGCCUCAUAAUGUUAAGGUGCCUGGAUAUUAACAGUGCUUUCGAGAUUGCAUGCAUUACCAUAACCUCUUUGCGUUUUACUCUUUUCUUAAAAAUCUAGUCAUUUCCGUUUCUUUUCAACCACUGAAAUAUUCUCCACCUUGCAUAUGUUUUAUUUGUUAUGAAGUACUUCUGGCUGUGCAAACCCAAUGGCCGUUCUAUUCUAAUACUCUCGGCAUUUUGUUUUAUUUCCAUGCAUGUAGGCAAGAGCACUUGUAAUAUGGCUGGUAAAAUCUUGGUUUAAGCUUCGAACACAAUGAAUAGAUAACGAACACAAAAAUAUAGGUGAAUGUAAUAAGGGACUUUCCAUUUGCCAGUCUUUAACUUUUAAGUCUCUAAUUUUAUUUUUGUAAUUGCAGCUGAGCAAAGCUCCGAGUUUAUUCUUCAUUUUACGUGGAAUUGUAAUUUAAAGAUUGAAUUUAUUUAUUUAUUCUGUUUUGAAUAAAAUUCAGUAAAAGUCUUAAUUUUUAGCCAAAUUUUAUGCUUUAAAAGGUAGAAAUAUCGUUGAUUUUGUCAAAAAUUUAGAUAAUCAAUAAUCCACAAUUGUAAUAUUGAAUUAUAGAUAUUAUAAACAAAUAAUUGUUUGAGUGGAAAUAAAAUGAUUAACAUUUGUUUGGGAAGCAAAUUAUCUUAAUUUUGUCUCUUCUAAAAAAUACACAACACUCAGAGAUAUGUAAAAUUAAGCCUUAUUUAGAUUUGUUUCGUUAGUUUAGUAUGGGAAGCUUGAUUAAUAUUUUAAAGGAAAAUAUUUCAACGUUCGUGUGCCAUAGUUUAGAGGCAGACGUCUGAUAUAUCUUAUGUAAAGUGAUUCCAGCGUUUUUAUGAAAAACAGAAAAUCACUUUAAAAAAUCCUUUGAUGUAAAACCUCUAUUGUAGUGGUUUUAUCUCCACAAUAUCUCUAAUUUCUUCUCUUUAAAUACUUUUCUUGGACUUGAUGUCCUCAGACACUACCCGGCCAGCUUGCAGUAUGUGUCUUCUAUCCUUCUAAGUGAUGUUCCUUUGCUUUUAUAUUACACGGUUUCAGUUACUUCUAGGGAAUUUAGGACCUCCAACGACUGUAGAAGGGGGUUAUAAACCGGAAAGCAUCGUUAUGGUAUAACUCAGUGGUUUGUUGGAUUCGACAACUUUCAAGGGCCUAAUGGCAACUUUCCCGUAAAGUGUACUUGGGUCCUUUUUUGAAUCAGUAAACAAACGUUCCUUGGAUACAUGCCUGCAUAAAUAUUCAAGUAAACUGCAUUGAUUGUAAUCGAUAACCAAUAAAACGAUCUUACGAAGUAUUCCUAUUGGAUGUAUAUUCAGAAUUUUAAAUAGUAGUAAAUUUUUUGUUAAAAUAGACAAUUGAAGGAAUGAUUCAGAUUUGACUUUCAAUUUCAAACCAACUGCCCAUAUAAUUCGCUAUUCCAACAUGGAUCUCAGUUAAAUAGAUAGCUGUUGUUUUUCUGGGGAAUUACUUCAAGACCAAAUCUACGGAUUGCUGUUGUGGACAUUCAGUUCAGUCGUAUGAAUUAUUAAUAACUAAAGCUAUGGUUUUAUUGCUAGCUGGGUCAUUAUGUGGAGAUAAUGAAUUCGGAACUAAGAUAAAACAUUAUUGCUUUCAUUUGGCAUUGUUACCAAAUCCUAGCAUUAACAUAUCAGCUUAAUAGGACUUCUGGUUUAAACUUGCUUUGCACAAAUUUACUGUAUAAGGACCAAAUUUCUGCAAUUAUAAUUAUUAAAGUUUCAUAUUUCUUUCAAUAGGAGGACAGCGAGUGUAAUUGAAAACUGAUGAAUCAUCGACAGAAGACUAAAAAACAGCUGCUAAUCGCGUUUGUUAUUCUUAUAAUUCUUCUCAACCUUGAUUUUAAACAUACUAAAAUGCGUGCGGUACAAUAUGAUGUUUCGAGCAUAGCCCGUUAUCAAGUCAGAUGACUUGAUAACGGUCUAUGCUCGAAACGUCGUUAAUUAUUUUAAAAAAAUUUUCCUGGUACAAUUUACUUACAUUGAUCGUUAUUUGAAUUUAAACGUCUGUAAAAGUGUUUGUAUGUUUCAGUGAUUUUUGUUUUACAUACUGAUCUAGACUGUGAUUACGUCAUAGAGCCUGGGGAGAGGCAGUACGUACCUUCUCAGCUUGAAGUACGUAGGCCUGCUUAGUGAGGGGACAAAGAGACGGAUUUCUAUGGACCCUUAGCUGAGAAGGGUCAUGAAAAUUUAAGAUAAGACUUUUUUUAUUUUAUAAUUGCAUAAUACUUUAUUAUGCUCAACUAUCACCAUGUAGACGUGGGAUAUAAUGAUGUCCAUUUGCAAUGCCUUAAUAUCCCAUCAGGCUAUUGGCUGAAGGGAGCUAAUACUUAAGCCUUCAAGUGUAACGUUCCAGCCAUCUGUAAUUUACAGUCUAAGGUAUGCCUACCUAUUUCGAGAGCCUUGUUGCUGACGGCAUACUCUCUUCACCCUCUCCUGAGUUGAUGCAUUUUGCAAUGUAAUAGGAUAGUCUUGCCACUUGUAAGUGAUUGUAGAUAUGUUGCCUCUUUUGUUCUUUUUACGUUGCGGACAAAGGAACUCUUUAGAAGCCUGCUUGUAGCCCCCACUGUUUCAGCUACGUCAUUGAGGUGAAUCAUUGAGAAAUGUGGCUCUGCUAAUAAACAAUUCAAUUCAAUGACGUUAUCGGGACAGUAGGCGCCUAAAGCCGGCUUCUAAAGAUGUGCUUUGCAGGGACUACAAGCAGCUACCUUCGGUAGAAAUAAAUUUAGUGAUCUUUGGUUCAUUGAGCAAAUGUAAAAAGAGUUUUAGAUGUAUAUUGAAUUACGGCCCAAGCUCGAAACUCAUGGUAAUAGUUUGUUGUAAUAGCAGUAUUGAAUGUACAGCACUGAUCUCAAAAAAAGACUGGAUCGAACAACCUAUUGUUCUCCAACAUCAGCACGAGGAAGCGAUCGAAUCUCUCCAUCUUGAGACCUCUCGCGCCUAGAGCUUUGUGCUGCCAUUUGUUAAAAUGGUGCACACACAGGUCUGCACUUUAAAUUGCGCAUUAAUCAUCAAAUCCUUAAAUAUUCUAAGAUACAACAGGCCUAGGAAGAGUGGAUUCUCCGUUACAUAAGUUUAAUACCACGGCAAAAAUUUAACGUCAUUUACAAAUACUGCAAGUUUUUGUUUCAACGGUUACUUUUAAUUUUGCUAUGAAAAAGCAAGUUGAACUAAAACCAAUAUGACUGCACUCUAGUCUCAUACAACACAGCGAGGUCUCAAGAUGGACGCUGCAAUGUGGAAUCAACGCUGGGCUGGAGAAGCUCGAUCCAGUCUUUUUUUAGAUCAGUGAUGCACACAGGUUUACAUAAAAAACUAUAAAGAUUGCUUAUCAAAAUGAUCAUAACGGUACUUACUAUACGAUGCAAACUCGUAAACGUAUAUUUCAAAAGGUAUUGCUCAUGCGGCAUUUUUCUGUUAAAUCGAAAUUAACAUAAAACGCAAAUUACUGAAAACUCAUUAUAAUCUUCCCUUGCCGCUAGCUCUUAUUCAAUAACCAAAUUUAUUGAUUUUACUAACUGUUAUGCCCUUCAAUGAAUAAGUGGAUUUGUUUUGUAAAUAUUAGUGUACCAUACCUGAAUAUUGGGCUAUGGCAUGAUGUGCUAUACUUAUUUAAAUUAAAAUCUCUUUACAUUAAGGUUCGGGCAUCGUUAAAAGCAACAGAAGCAGCGAGAUCACACUGGCAAUGAUUUCAAGAAAGAACUAAGUUGUUCUAAUAACACGCGCCUAUCGAAGACUGAGAAGCUUUUUGAAAUUGCUUAGCUGAAAAGAGAAUACUUUUCUUUAAAAGGUU
Molecule: messenger RNA, 6797 nt
Organism: Rhopilema esculentum
Lineage: Eukaryota; Metazoa; Cnidaria; Scyphozoa; Rhizostomeae; Rhizostomatidae
Source: RefSeq, a predicted model, not a curated record